AUGGGACUGGCCUGGAUGGUGGCUGCGGCCGUCGCGGCGGUGCUGGCGUCGUGGGCGUUCAACGCGCUGGUGCACCUCAUCUGGCGCCCCUACGCCAUCACCCGGAGGUUCCGCGCGCAGGGCGUGCGCGGGCCGGCCUACAGGUUCUUCACCGGGAGCCUCGGCGAGAUCAAGCGGCUCCGCGGCGAGGGCGCCGCCGUCACGCUGGACGUCGACGACCACGACUUCAUCCCCAUGGUGCAGCCGCACCUCCGCAAAUGGAUCGCGCUCUACGGCCGGACGUUCGUGUACUGGACCGGCGCGAGGCCGAACGUGUGCGUGGCGGACGUGAACGUGGUCAGGCAGGUGCUCUUCGACCGCACCGGCCUCUACCCCAAGAACCUCAUGAACCCGCACAUCUCCCGCCUGCUCGGCAAGGGCCUCGUCCUCACCGACGGCGACGAGUGGAAGCGCCACCGCAAGGUCGUGCACCCGGCCUUCAACAUGGACAAGCUCAAGAUGAUGACGGUCACCAUGUCCGACUGUGCUCGCUCGAUGAUGUCCGAGUGGAAGGCACAGCUCGCGAAGGGCGGCGGCCACGUGGAGGUCGAGCUGAGCAGCCGGUUCGAGGAGCUCACCGCCGACGUGAUCUCGCACACGGCGUUCGGGAGCAGCUACAACGAGGGGAAACAGGUCUUCCUGGCGCAGAGGGAGCUCCAGUACAUCGCCUUCUCGACCAUUUUCAAUGUCCAGAUCCCAGCUCUCAAGUACCUUCCAACCGAGAAGAACCUCAGGACACGGAAGCUGGACAAGCAGGUGAGGGGCAUGCUCAUGGACAUCAUCAAGACACGCCUCGCCAGAAAGGACACCGCCGGCUACGGCAACGACCUGCUCGGGCUCAUGCUGGAGGCGUGCGCGCCGGAGCACGGCGAGACGCCGGUGCUGAGCAUGGACGAGAUAAUCGACGAGUGCAAGACCUUCUUCUUCGCCGGGCACGACACCACGUCGCACCUGCUCACCUGGGCCUCCUUCCUUCUGAGCACACACCCGGAGUGGCAGGACAGGCUCCGGGAGGAGGUGCGGCGGGAGUGCGGCGACGAGAUCCCCACCGGCGACGCGCUCAACAAGUUGAAGCUAGUCAACAUGUUCCUCCUGGAGACGCUGCGGCUCUACGGCCCGGUGUCCCUGAUCCAGAGGAAGACAGGAUCAGACCUCGACCUCGGUGGCGUCAGGGUACCCGAGGGCGCGAUCCUGACCAUUCCAAUCGCGACGAUCCACCGCGACAAGGAGGUCUGGGGCGAUGACGCCGGCGAGUUCAAGCCGGAGAGGUUCGAGAACGGGGUGACCAGGGCGGCCAAGUACCCCAAUGCGCUGCUGUCUUUCUCCAGUGGGCCAAGGUCGUGCAUCGGUCAAAACUUCGCAAUGAUCGAGGCCAAGGCUGUGGUCGCCAUGAUCCUGCAGAGGUUUGAGCUCGAGCUGUCCCCAAAAUACGUCCACGCGCCCAUGGAUGUGAUCACCCUGCGGCCCAGGCAUGGGCUCCCCAUGCUCCUCAGGCGUCUGUAG
Molecule: messenger RNA, 1542 nt
Organism: Miscanthus lutarioriparius
Lineage: Eukaryota; Viridiplantae; Streptophyta; Magnoliopsida; Poales; Poaceae
Source: the annotation of a GenBank genome assembly